AUGUUGUGGCAAAGUGACCUUGAUGCAUCUUCCAGACAGUAUUCAACCAAAAUGAAGCUUAAUCUUCCAAUAUUUAUUUUCUUCAUCUUGGUUACCUCCUCUAAGGUUUCAAGGGCUGUAGAUUGCAAAAAUGAAAAUAUAAUUAGGUCCACCAUUACUGUGGGCAAGUCUGGUCCUACAGGAGUAUUUCAGACAAUACAAGCCGCCAUUGAUUCGAUUCCUUCCAACAAUGAUCAAUGGAUUAAAGUUCAUAUUUCUCCAGGCAUAUAUAAUGAGAAGGUGACUAUUCCUCCGGAAAAACCAUGUAUUUUUUUGGAAGGAAGUGGGCGCCAUGUCACAAUUAUUACACACGAUGAUCAUGAUCAAACAGAUACAAGUGCAACAUUCACAUCGUCCCCAGACAAUGUUGUUGCUAGUGGCAUUACCUUCCAGAACUCGUACAAUCGGGCUUUAGCUCUGAAUUCCUACUAUAGCAGCAUGGCAAUACGGGACCCAAUAGCAAGGGCAGUGGCAGCCAGAAUAUAUGGUGAUAAAUCAGCAUUUUUUGAGUGUGGUUUUGUGGGAUUUCAAGAUACACUAUGGGAUGUACAAGGACGACAUUUCUUCAAACACACCUACAUUGAAGGAGGCGUAGAUUUUAUUUGGGGCAGUGGCCAAUCAAUAUAUAUGGAUUGUAUGAUAAAUGUUACAGUUGGGACAAUGCUCCCUCAAGGCUGUAUGGGGUACAUAACGGCACAACGUCGUGAAUCCGCAAAUGAAGCAAAUGGGUUUGUGUUUAGAAGGGGUAGUGUAUAUGGGAGUGGCCAAGCGUUGCUAGGAAGAGCUUAUGGUCCCUACUCUAGAGUCAUAUUUCAUCAAACAACCUUCAACAAUGUGGUAGCCCCUCAGGGUUGGGGUGCUUGGGAUUACCCAGGACAAGUGUAA
Molecule: messenger RNA, 924 nt
Organism: Quercus robur (English oak)
Lineage: Eukaryota; Viridiplantae; Streptophyta; Magnoliopsida; Fagales; Fagaceae
Product: probable pectinesterase 29
Exons: 4
Coding region: 1-924 (307 amino acids)
Biological process (GO): cell wall modification
Molecular function (GO): pectinesterase activity
Source: RefSeq, a predicted model, not a curated record